UCCCUCAGCAACAGGGAAGAUGGCAGCUCUCACAUCUCUCACCCAGCUGUCAAGCGGGAACCCUGUUUAUGAGAGCUUUUACAGACAGGUGGAUCCUGGGAACACGGGGAGAGUGGGACCAACAGAAGCUGCCUUGUUCUUAAAAAAGUCUGGACUGCCUGAUAUCACACUGGGAAAGAUCUGGGAUUUGGCAGAUCCUGAUGGCAAAGGCUUCCUGGACAAACAAGUAAGGAGCAGUCACAUGACCUCUUAAUGUCUUUGUUAAUGUUUUAAUCAUUCAAUGAAUCCAAUCACAAUGUUAGAGCGAUGCUCAGCAGGGUAUGUGAUGUGCUUUAGUGUCAGCUGCAGCUCUCGCUCUAGAAGGUAACUGUAACUAUUUUAAGGUCUUUAAUUCUCCUGAUGAUGAUGAACAGCGAUGUGUGUAUCUCCAUCCACCAAUGGGAAACAGUCAUGUGACACAGGCUUCUGAAGACUGCAGAGGCAGUGAUGGAUAUUUAUGGAGGCGGUUCUUUUCCCCAAAGAGAGAGAAAUGAGAAACCUGAAACCCAGAGUAAUAAUGUGGCAUGAAUAAUAUCAAACAUAAGUAAAGUUUCAUUAGUGUCAAAGUGCAAACAAAAUACCAUCAUGGGAGGCUGGAGGCGGGGUUACACCUUGGACUGUUCACCAGCCAAUCACAGGGCUGACAUAUAGAAACAGAUGUAGCGUAUCUACUUUUAAUAUUUAAUAUAACUCGGGGCACCAUCCUUGUUAAGAAAGGAUUACUUUCUUAACAAUAUUACUAAUAUUACUUGUAGUAAUUAAUGAAUCUAUAAAUCUGUCUCCUAUCAUUGGGAUGAAUUCUCAAGCAGUGAAAACCAUAAAAUUACACAGACAAAGUACUGAAAGUUUAUAUGCAAGUUUAAUAAAGAAAAAUGAUGAACAGAAGAAUUUCAAGGAAAUGC
Molecule: messenger RNA, 941 nt
Organism: Labrus bergylta (ballan wrasse)
Lineage: Eukaryota; Metazoa; Chordata; Actinopteri; Labriformes; Labridae
Source: RefSeq, a predicted model, not a curated record